UCUGCCUCUGUCUCUCUGUGUGUUUCUGUCUCUCGUUAUGCCUCUACCUCUCGUUGUCUUUGUCUCUGUCUUUUUUUCAGUAUCUCUGUCUCUUUACAUCUCUGCCUCUGUCUCUUUUUGUUUCUGUCUCUGUCUCCCUCAGUUUCACAUCCUGUCCCUCCCCAGCCACCACCACCCAGCACAUGUGGGCUGAGGGUCUUAGUCCCUUCCCUCGCAACUCCUCACCCCUGGCAGCUGCUUACGACUUCCCAGUCCUGGCCUCUCCUGCCCGCCUCUCUUGGGCCUUGGAGGAGGGGGGCCAGGGAGGAAGGGAGGGCAGCCUGGCGGGCCCACCCCUUUUUGCCUUUCCAGGCUGGGAGGCUGGGCCAGUGGGCCUUUUAACCAGCCCGGCCGGCUGUGCCGGACACCAGCCCUGGACUCCCGUGCCUGGCCCCUGUGGUCCCAGCAGCCGCCAGCCAGGCCAGCCCAGCCAGCAUGCAGCAGCAGCCCCCACCCGGGCCCCUGGCCCCUGCGGCCGAGCCAACCAAGCCUCCCUACAGCUACAUAGCCCUGAUCGCCAUGGCCAUCCAGAGCUCCCCAGGGCAGCGGGCCACACUGAGCGGCAUCUACCGCUACAUCAUGGGCCGCUUUGCCUUCUACCGCCACAACCGGCCUGGAUGGCAGAACAGCAUUCGCCACAACCUGUCACUCAAUGAGUGCUUUGUCAAGGUGCCCCGUGAUGACCGCAAGCCAGGCAAGGGCAGCUACUGGACAUUGGACCCGGACUGCCACGACAUGUUCGAGCACGGCAGCUUCCUGCGCCGACGCCGACGCUUCACCCGGCGGGCAGGUACUGAAGGCGCCAAGGGCUCUGCCAAGGCACGCCGUGGACCCCUCAGAGUGACCAGCCAGGACCCAGGAGUCCCCGACGCCACUGCUGGCAGGCAGUGCCCAUUUCUGGCGGAGCUUUCAGAGCCCAAGGGCCUAAGCUUUGGGAGCCUGGUGGGAGCCUUGCCAGCCAGCAUGUGCCCGGCAACGACCGACGUCAGGCCCCGGCCAUCCACGGAACACAAAGAGAUGCUCACGCCCAAACCUGCAGGCCCAGGGGAGCUCCCCGCAGCCACAUCGUCUUCUCCAUGCCCAGCAUUUGGCUUUUCUGCUGGCUUCUCUGAGGCUGAGGGUUUUAGUAAGGCUCCUACACCCAUCUUGACUCCUGAGGCAGGCAUUGGGAGCAGCUACCAGUGCCGGCUGCAGGCCCUAAAUUUCUGCAUGGGGACUGACUCAGGCCUUGAGCACCUCUUAGCUUCAGCAGCCCCCUCCCCUGCACCUCCCACCCCUCCAGCCUCACUGCGGGCCCCGCUGCCCCUGCCAGCUGACCCCAAGGAACCCUGGGUUACUGGCAGCUUCCCUGUCCAGGGAGGCUCUGGCUACCCACUGGGGUUGACCCCCUGCUUAUACCGGACACCAGGAAUGUUCUUCUUUGAGUGAAGCAAGCUUGGCCUUGGGCAGUCCCUGCUGGACCCCUGCCAACUACACCCUCCAGGCUGAGCCUGACUCUAGGAUCUGGGGAGUUCUCAAAGGACCCAGGCCUGGCAAGCCAGUGACACUGGGACAGGAAGCCAAGAUUGGAUGGUGAACACUCAGCCAGCUCCCAGGGCCUCUGGACAGACUUGGGGGUGAGGGGAAGCGGAGACCCCUUGGUAUUUACUCUGUGGCUCUCAGGGCCAAUAAAGCCAGUGUGAUGAUCA
Messenger RNA from Pteropus alecto (black flying fox), 1727 nucleotides. It is a transcript of the gene FOXS1, whose product is annotated as forkhead box S1. The transcript has a single exon. The record is from RefSeq and is a predicted model, not a curated record. Bases 475 to 1467 code for a protein of 330 amino acids. Lineage: Eukaryota; Metazoa; Chordata; Mammalia; Chiroptera; Pteropodidae. Gene Ontology annotation, molecular function: RNA polymerase II cis-regulatory region sequence-specific DNA binding; DNA-binding transcription factor activity, RNA polymerase II-specific. Gene Ontology annotation, biological process: anatomical structure morphogenesis; regulation of transcription by RNA polymerase II; cell differentiation.